AUGGUGAUGUGGCUGAACCAGUCAUUCACAGAUGACUUUAUCCUCUUGGGCAUCUUCUCCCACAGUCCAACUGAUCUUCUUCUUUUCUCUGUGGUCAUGCUGGUCUUCACAGUGGCGCUCUGUGGGAAUGUUCUCCUCAUCCUCCUCAUCUACACUGACUCCCGACUUCAUACUCCCAUGUACUUCUUCCUCAGUCAGCUCUCCCUCAUGGACCUCAUGUUGGUCUGCACCACUGUGCCAAAGAUGGCAGCCAACUUCCUGUCUGGUAGGAAGUCCAUCUCCUUUGUGGGUUGUAUCAUACAAAUUGGACUCUUUGUCUCUCUUGUGGGAUCUGAAGGGCUCUUGUUGGGACUCAUGGCUUAUGAUCGCUAUGUGGCCAUUAGCCACCCACUUCACUACCCUGUCCUCAUGAAUCAGAAGGUCUGUCUUCAGAUUGUUGGGAGCUCUUGGGCCUUUGGUGUAGUAGAUGGCCUGGUGCAGAUGGUGGUGGUAAUGACCUUCCCCUAUUGCAACUUGAGGGAGGUGGACCACUUCUUCUGUGAGAUGCUUUCCUUGUUGAAGCUGGCCUGUGCAGACACGUCCUUAUUUGAGAAGGUAGGACUUGCUUGCUGCAUCUUCAUGCUGCUCUUUCCUUUCUCCAUCAUUGUAGCCUCCUAUGCUCGCAUCCUAGGAACUGUGCUCCGUAUGGCGUCGGUUCAGUCCCGAAGAAAGGCUCUAGCCACUUGUUCCUCCCAUCUGACAGCUGUCUCCUUCUUCUACGGGGCAGCCAUGUUCAUCUACCUAAGGCCGAGGCGUUACCGGACCCCAAGCCAGGACAAGGAGGUCUCUAUCUUCUAUACAGUCCUUACGCCUAUGCUCAACCCCCUCAUUUACAGCUUGAGGAAUCAGGAAGUGUUGGGAGCACUGCAGAAAGGGCUGGACCACUGCAGGACUAGCAGCCAGCACUGA
Messenger RNA from Chionomys nivalis (European snow vole), 948 nucleotides. RefSeq names its product olfactory receptor 2V2-like. NCBI's taxonomy places the organism in Eukaryota, Metazoa, Chordata, Mammalia, Rodentia, Cricetidae. Gene Ontology annotation, biological process: G protein-coupled receptor signaling pathway. The record is from RefSeq and is a predicted model, not a curated record. Gene Ontology annotation, molecular function: olfactory receptor activity; G protein-coupled receptor activity. Gene Ontology annotation, cellular component: membrane. The coding region runs from base 1 to 948 and encodes 315 amino acids. The transcript has a single exon.